Lactuca virosa is the source of this 558-nucleotide messenger RNA. The record is from the annotation of a GenBank genome assembly. Lineage: Eukaryota; Viridiplantae; Streptophyta; Magnoliopsida; Asterales; Asteraceae.
AUGUACAAGUCGGAAACAUUUUCGACUGAAUCUGCCACAAAUGCUUCUUCCUCGCAACAUCCUGAAAUAGAAAGAACUUAUAUGUCAAGCGACACAUCAACAAUGUUGGUAAAGAAGAAGAAGACGAACACAAAGGCAUUAGUGAAGCGUCUACUAGGCGUUGUGGCUGACUUAUCUUCUAAAGUAGAUCGUGUAUUACAGAAAAAAGAUGAGCCAGACACAGGGUUUGGAGAGGAGGGGGAGGAGAUGAUAAAUGAAGAGGAGGAAGAAACAUAUUACCAUGAUGCAAUCCACACCAAAAUUGAAGAAAAUCACCAAAACAAGGAAAAAAAAGCAGUGGAGAGUCCUGGAAAAGCAAAUGAAGACAUUGUGAAUGAAGAGAGUAAUGAUGUUUCGAAUCAUCUCUUGUUGGACAGUGUUCAUGCUGCUAAUAUCUGGAAAGUAGAUAUUUAUGAUUCAGCACGAUCUAUGAAUUUCUUCUCAAAGUACUUCACUGGUGGAGAAUUCACAAGUUUUGGAGAUAGUAUUAUCUCAGAGCUAGAUGUCAUUGAGUACUAG